Molecule: messenger RNA, 1125 nt
Organism: Olea europaea var. sylvestris
Lineage: Eukaryota; Viridiplantae; Streptophyta; Magnoliopsida; Lamiales; Oleaceae
Product: wall-associated receptor kinase 3-like
Exons: 3
Coding region: 1-1125 (374 amino acids)
Biological process (GO): cell surface receptor signaling pathway; protein phosphorylation
Cellular component (GO): plasma membrane
Molecular function (GO): ATP binding; protein serine/threonine kinase activity
Source: RefSeq, a predicted model, not a curated record
AUGGAAUAUAUGAAGAACAAUAAACUGGCGCUGCCCACUCCAGCGCCUAGGCGCUGCUUCCUCUUCUCAGCUUCUUCUUCAGCUUGUCUUCUCACACUCAAUAAUUCUGAGAGCACUACAUUUGUGCAAGGAACAAUUGGAUAUUUGGAUCUUGAAUAUCUUCAGUUUGGCCAAAUGACCGAGAAAAGCAAUGUUUACAGUUUAGGAGUAGUCCUAGCUGAAUUAUUAACUGGUAGGCAGGUCGUUUCUUUCGACAGACCAGAAGAAGAAAAAAAUCUUGCUCCAUACUUUCUUUCUGCAAUUCAAGAAGACCUCUUAUUACAAAUUCUUGACCAGAAUUUGUUAGGACGAGAUAAAAUUGAGCAGCUGAAACGAGUUGCAAAACUUUCAGUAUGGUGCCUCAGCGAAAAACGAGAAGAGAGGCCUAGUAUGGAAGAGGUUGCAACGGAGCUUGAAGCAUUGAGAUCAGUGGAGAAUCAUUCACGGACAGAUGAAGAUUUGAAUCAUGAAAAACUGGAGCAUUUAUUUAAUUGUACAACCUCUUCAAAUUUCAAUGGUGGAUUUCUUGUACGUCAUAAACUUUCUAGGGACUACCUAGACAUAGAAACAGUUAGAAUUUUUCCGGCAGAAGACCUACAGAGAGACACAAACAACUAUGAGGAAGGAAACAUAAUUGGUCGGGGGCGUUAUGGAACAGUUUACAAGGAAAACUUACCUGAUUAUGGAGUGGUUGCAAUUAAGAAGUCAAGAAUAAUUUAUCAAGGGAAAAUUGAGAAGUAUAUCAAUGAAGUUCAAAUUGUUUCCCAAAUCAACCACCGGAAUGUGGUGAAAAUAUUGGGUUGCUAUUUGGAAACGGAAGUCCCUUUACAAGUUUAUGAAUUCAUUACAAACGGGACCCUUUUCAGCCAUAUUCAUGAUCCAAUUCUUGCUUCCAACUUUUCGUGGGAAAUGAGGAUAAAAGUAGCAGCAGAAACUGUUUCAGCACUUGCAUAUUUGCAUAUGGUUCCAAUUAUACACGGAGAUAUAAAGAAUGCUAACAUAUUGCUCGACCAAACUUAUACAGCAAAAGUAUCUGAUUUUGGAGCUUCCAGGUUUGACUAUAGAUAUUUAAAUUGUUUUACAUAA